AAAUAAUGUUCCUUACAAUUAUUCUGAGCCAAAUACUUGCAGUAUUUUGUCAGCGAGAUAAGAAUAUCGAAAUUGAAUUGCAAUAUGACAUUGAUGGUGGUUUUGAAGAUUUGAAAAUUAGAAAUGUUAGACCUCUUCCGCGAGAUAUUCCCGAAGAUUAUGAGGCACCAAAAGUGGUUCCUGCUGAAACCGUUAAUCGUGAUAAGCACGGUUAUACGAAUAACGUUGGAAAGUUUCCUUACAGGAGGAUGAAUAUGAAUGAAAAUCCAUCAAUAGGUCAGUCACCAGUAUUUGUUUCAAACAUAGAGAGGAUUAAUAAUAGUGCAUCAAAGUUAUUGCAAAUUUUGGAAGAAAUAAGUGAGUUUCGGCAAGAAUUGCUAGCAGAAGCUCAAAAACGUAUCAGGGGUACAAGCAAACAAUCUAUUAAUAUAGAACAAUCGGAAUUGGGCUUGAAACCACGACAGGUAGAACCUUUGUAUGAAUUUCGAAGAAUGACUGGCAAUAACAAGAACGUAAACGGUAUAAAUUUUAGAAAAACAGUGGAAAUAAGAGGAAUAAAGAAUUAUAAUGCGACCAUGAACACAAACGAUUGGGUAAGCUUAUUGCCUAUAGAACGUAGAAAAAAGAACCUUCAACCAACAACUUUACCACCACAAGACCGUGAUAGAAAAGCUGCAUCAGAAGUUUAUAAGUUUCUUAAGGUCAGUUUAGCGAUGCCUAGAAAAAAGGAAAUAGCUCCAUUAAAUGUACAAAUUCCGAGAAAGAUUUCAAUAAUAACAAAAGAAAAUAAAAAUAACAAUGCAGAGUUACUGAAGCUAAGCAAAGAGACACAUUUGUUAGCAACGGAUCUUGAACAUGAAUCCAAGCCACUUUCUACGCUAUCGAAAAAGGGCAAUAAUUUUAUGUCACUGAAAUCCGACGAGAACAAGACAAAAACACUAAUUGAUAUAGUUAAAGCAAUCGAGUUAAUAACAUCACAAAAUGCGAAAGACGCUUUAUCCCAAUUGAGUGCGCUUAGUCUUGACUCUCAGACCAACACUUCAGUAUAUAUAAAAACUCCGACAAAAUCAUCAGAAUUAAAAUUUCCAUCAGAGUAUCUUAAAGGUUCUAACUUGACAGACCGAGAAAAACAACUUGAGUUAGAGUUAAAGAAAAUUCGCAAAGAGAUAAACUUGUUCACACCAGAAAAAGAUCAGAAAUUGUCAACACUAGACAUAUUCAGUGCUUCCGUAAGACCUACGAUAAAUGUAUCUCCAUUCUCAUAUGAAUAUAGUAAUCCAACAACAACGGAAACAACAAAAACAUUGUUAACAACAACUAAAGUCGCAGCAAUAGCACAAUUCGACUUUAAUAAUAUUAUGAAGUAUAGAGAAGCAUAUUUGAAACUUGAAAAUAGAAGUGAGACAGAAGCACAUGGAAUACAUGAAGAAAAGUCCAUAAAUGAUACAGAAGGCAGCGAAGUGUCUUUAACAGCGACGCGUAAAACAAAUAUUUUUCCUGAUUCAUUGAAUUUAGGUAGAAAUUUUUUAACAUUACCUGAAAGAAAUAAGCAAAUAUCAACUGAAGCUCAAAUUGAUUUCAAUGUACGUGAAAAACAAUCAAACUCGGUAUUGGAGCGGUUAAACAAAUUAUUAAAUCUAAGUUUAUUACAACGUUUGGCAGAAACUAAGCAAGAAGUGCCUAGUAAAGUAGUACAUCAGACUGCUGUAACAAAUUUUGUCACGUCUCGUUUGACAAGAAAAAGGUCAAAUAGGCCUAAAUUUACGCCCAGAACAAACAGAAUGCAAAGAUUACGCAAACUACGUGUUCAUCGUAAGCAUACAACAAAGAAUCGUAAAUUAAUUAAGGAAUCUGAUAUAGACACAUUUCGGAAACAACUUCGAAUGGAAUAUGAUAGUUUCGAAUAAUUUGUAAUUGUUUAAC
This is a messenger RNA of Hyposmocoma kahamanoa, 1923 nucleotides long. RefSeq lists its product as uncharacterized. The coding region runs from base 6 to 1907 and encodes 633 amino acids. The record is from RefSeq and is a predicted model, not a curated record. The transcript is spliced from 4 exons. NCBI's taxonomy places the organism in Eukaryota, Metazoa, Arthropoda, Insecta, Lepidoptera, Cosmopterigidae.